AUGGCUCUGGAUACCCUCACCUGGCUGCGCUUUUCGGUCACCCUAGCUCUGCUUCUAAUGCCCGACUGUUUCUGGGCGGCGCGGACCGGUACCCACUCUCUUUGCCUCGACUUCACUGUCAAAUCUCAGUCUAGACCUAGAGAGUCCUGGUGUGAAGUGCAGGGCUCAGUGGAUAAGACCGCUUUCCUUCAGUAUGACAGUGAGAGCAACAAGAUCAAACCUUUGGGUCACCUAGGAAAGGGGCUGAAUGCCACCAAAACAUGGACACAAUUGACCAAAAUGCUGAGAGAACUGGGGCAAGAUCUCAGGAUGAUCCUGCUUGAUAUGGACUUAGAAAAAAAUAAGACCAUGGGUCCUCUCACCCUGCAGGCCAAGAUGUCUUGUCAGCUUGAAAGAAAAAACCACAUUGGUUCAUUCUGGAAUUUCAGCAUUGAUGGACAGCCAUCUCUCUACUUAAAUGUGAUGCACAUGGAGUGGACAGUGAUUAAUUCUAGAGCCAGAGAGAUCAAGGAGAAGUGGGAGAAUGAGAAAGAACUGACAGAACAUUUAAGGAAGGUCUCCAUGGGAGAUUGCAGUCAGUGGCUCGGGGAAUUCUCAGAGCACUUGGAGGAAAUGCCAGAAGCUGUUCCAUCAUCUACCAUGUCUUCUGUGGACCAUGGGAAGGCAACAUCAUCAGACCACCCUUGGUGGCAAGAAGGGUCCUUAGAUGACAGUCUCUACUCUGCCACUCUUUCCAACAAACUUUCUUCCAUUUGA
This is a messenger RNA of Ictidomys tridecemlineatus (thirteen-lined ground squirrel), 756 nucleotides long. Lineage: Eukaryota; Metazoa; Chordata; Mammalia; Rodentia; Sciuridae. The record is from RefSeq and is a predicted model, not a curated record.